AUGGCAGCGGCGGAGGGAGCGGCCGGCGGCUCGGCCGGGCCGGGCCCGUCGGGGGCCGGCUCGGGGCAGGGCGGCGGCGCGGCCGUGGCCGUGUGGGAGUGGCAGGAUGAGCUGGGCCGCUGGAGGCCCUACCCGGGCGGCGUCUGCGCCUACAUCGAGCAGCAGUUCCAGGCCUGCCAGCAGCGGGGCCGGCGCUCGGGCACCGGGCUGGGCAGCAGCAUCCCGCUGGGACAGGCGGACCCGGCCCUGGCUCCCUAUGUCAUCGACAUGCCCAGCCUGACGCAGUUCCGGCAGGACACCGGGACCAUGAGGGCUGUCCACAGACAUCUCUAUCCCGGGGACUCCGCCGCCGGGCAGGGCAUCGUCUGGGAGUGGCAGAACGACGAGGGGGGUUGGUCCCCCUACCAGAUGGACCUCUGCGUCUGCCUGGAGCGAGCCCACGCCACCAACCACCAGCGAGUGGAUCUGGGAGCCCUGGGCUACAACUACGAGGUGGACUUGGCAGCCGGGGUGCAGACCAACAAGACCUCCGGCUUCCGCCGCGGCGUCCGGCGCCGCCUGGACACCCCCUACCCGCCAGCCGCCCCCCUGCCGCCGCUGCACGCAGGGCUGGGCUGCUCCUGCCAGCAGUGCUGGCUGGGCAGUGGCGCUGGGCCCAUCACCACCCGCUCCCGACACUCCCUCAGCAGCUUCCCCAGCGCUGCUGCCUCCUCUGCCUCUUCUGCUGCUGCUCCUCAGGGUGCUGGCAGGACGACCUCCGUCGGUUCCUCCGGUGUCGGCUUCGUGCCCUACAGCAAACCGAGCUCGACCGGGGGCAGGUCUGCGCCGAGGCUCAGUGCUCAGAGCACCUGGGCCUUGCCCCAGGCUGGGGGAGCCAGCACAGGACUGCCUGCAUCUAAUGGAGUCAGUGUCCCCAGCCUGCCAGUCAAGAUGUCCAAGCCCAGCAAGGUGACCCAGGCCCUGGCAGGCAUCUCGGCUAUACUGAUGUCAGCUGCCGGACUCCCUGCUCACCUCACCUGUGUGCCUCAAGCUGCCACCACCCAUAGAGCCACUAAAAAACACAGCUCAGUUAAGGAGGGGAGGAAAAUGUCCAAGAAAGCCACCCCGACCGAGCCAGAGGCAGUGGUGAGGAGGUACCUGGAGGAGCUGAAGGGCACUCCCCCUGAUGAGGACUGCAUCAUCUGCAUGGAGAAGCUCUCCUGCCCCUCAGGGUACAGUGACACUCGGGAGGCUGCCAGCCUGGCGCCGGAGCUGGUGGGACGCCUGCGGAGCUGCCACCACCCCUUCCACCUGCUCUGCCUGCUGGCCAUGUACUGCAAUGGCAACAAGGAUGGGAGCCUGCAGUGCCCCUCCUGUAAGACCAUCUAUGGGGAGAAGACUGGCACUCAGCCCAAGGGCAGGAUGGAGGUCUCCACCUUCCCUCAGUCCCUCCCUGGGCACAGGGACUGUGGCACCAUCCAGAUUGUGUACCACAUCAGCAGGGGCAUCCAGGGCCCUGAGCACCCCAACCCUGGCAUGCCCUACACAGCCAGAGGCUUCCCUCGCUACUGCUACCUGCCAGACAACGAGAAGGGCAGGAAGGUCCUGGAGCUCCUGAGGGUGGCCUGGAAGCGUCGCCUGAUCUUCACUGUGGGCACCUCCAGCACCACGGGCGAGAGCAACACAGUGGUGUGGAACGAGAUCCACCACAAGACAGAGAUGGACACAAACCUGAGUGGCCAUGGCUACCCUGACCCCAACUACCUGGACAAUGUGCUGGCAGAGCUGGCUGCACAGGGGGUCACCGAGGACUGCCUGAGACACUGAUGCCAGGGCGGUGC
Indicator indicator is the source of this 1820-nucleotide messenger RNA. It is a transcript of the gene DTX2, whose product is annotated as deltex E3 ubiquitin ligase 2. The transcript is spliced from 9 exons. Gene Ontology annotation, molecular function: ubiquitin protein ligase activity; zinc ion binding. Gene Ontology annotation, cellular component: nucleoplasm. The record is from RefSeq and is a predicted model, not a curated record. Bases 1 to 1806 code for a protein of 601 amino acids. Gene Ontology annotation, biological process: Notch signaling pathway; protein ubiquitination. Lineage: Eukaryota; Metazoa; Chordata; Aves; Piciformes; Indicatoridae.